Monopterus albus (swamp eel) is the source of this 691-nucleotide messenger RNA. RefSeq names its product baculoviral IAP repeat containing 5a (gene birc5a). The record is from RefSeq and is a predicted model, not a curated record. Lineage: Eukaryota; Metazoa; Chordata; Actinopteri; Synbranchiformes; Synbranchidae. Bases 96 to 524 code for a protein of 142 amino acids. The transcript has 4 exons.
AUCAAAACAGUCGAAGAGAAUAUCACAGAAAUUCGAAAGCGCCUUUUAGAUCUGUGAUUUUAGAUCGGUGACAGGUUUAGAUAUUUUUAAAUACAAUGGAGCCGUUCAACGACGAGGAUAUCAGAAUGUACUUUUAUGAGAACAGAUUGAAAACUUUCGAGGGGUGGCCAUUCAAUGAAGACUGCAAGUGUACCCCGGAGAAUAUGGCCAAAGCUGGUUUCAUUCACACUCCUUCAGACAACAGCCCAGACAUCGCCAUGUGUUUCUUCUGCCUUAAAGAGCUGGAGGGCUGGGAGCCGGAGGAUGAGCCAGAAAAGGAGCACCAGUCUCAUUCACCAUCCUGCUACUUCAUCGCCCUGAAGAAGAAAGUAGAAGAACUGUCUGUGGAGGAAUUCAUCAAGCUUCAGAAGGAGAGACACAAGUCCAUCAUUAGCAAAUCCUGUAAAGAGGCUGUCACCAAGUUUGAAGAGGCAGCUAAAUUAAGAAGAGCAGAAAUCAUAAAGACAGCCAUGGGAGAAGAGUGACGCCAGAGAUGAUGCUGAUGAAUGAGAUGGGUGAUGUGUGAGAGAUUCAUUUUGUCUGACGGGGGACUGGUCUGAGAACCCAUGUUGCUCCAUAUCUCCUCUGUAAUGUAUCUGUGAUGUUUUUUGUGUGCUCAGUUUUUACCCAUUAAACUUGUACUUUGAGGUCA